UCCCGGCCAGUGCCUCCGCUUCCGGCUCGAGUCGCUCUCCCCGCGCCCGCCUUCGACAUGUCCGAGACCGCGCCCGCCGCGCCCGCCGCUCCGGCCCCCGCCGAGAAGACGCCCGUGAAGAAGAAGGCCCGCAAGUCCGCAGGCGCCGCCAAGCGCAAAGCGUCCGGGCCGCCCGUGUCCGAGCUCAUCACCAAGGCCGUGGCCGCCUCCAAGGAGCGCAGCGGCGUGUCCCUGGCCGCGCUCAAGAAGGCGCUGGCGGCCGCCGGCUACGACGUGGAGAAGAACAACAGCCGCAUCAAGCUGGGCCUCAAGAGCCUGGUGAGCAAGGGCACCCUGGUGCAGACCAAGGGCACCGGCGCCUCGGGCUCGUUCAAGCUCAACAAGAAGGCGGCGUCCGGGGAGGCCAAGCCCAAAGCCAAGAAGGCGGGCGCGGCCAAGCCCAAGAAGGCUGCCGGGGCGGCCAAGAAACCCAAGAAGGCGACGGGGGCCAGCACCCCCAAGAAGAGCGCCAAGAAGACCCCAAAGAAGGCGAAGAAGCCCGCGGCGGCUGCAGGAGCCAAAAAGGCAAAGAGCCCGAAAAAAGCGAAAGCAGCCAAGGCCAAGAAGGCGCCUAAGAGCCCAGCGAAGGCCAAAGCCGUGAAACCCAAGGCGGCCAAGCCAAAGACCGCCAAGCCCAAGGCAGCCAAGCCAAAGAAGGCAGCUAAGAAGAAAUAAGUUUCUUUGGCCUACUGCUUAGAAGCUCAACACAACCCAAAGGCUCUUUUCAGAGCCACCCACAGACCUCAAGGAAAGAGCUGUUGCACUGUGUUCCUUGGGGGGCGUGGCCGGAGGGAGGACACCACCUCGGUGGGGCGGUCCCUCCAGCACAGAGCGCCGUCUCCUGGCAACGCAUAUUAGUUGCGUGCACCCCCUAAGAACUUCUACGUGCAGGGGUUUCAGUCAAGGCCCCG
This is a messenger RNA of Acinonyx jubatus (cheetah), 950 nucleotides long. Its product is annotated as histone H1.4. The transcript has a single exon. Gene Ontology annotation, biological process: nucleosome assembly. Gene Ontology annotation, cellular component: nucleosome. The record is from RefSeq and is a predicted model, not a curated record. Bases 58 to 714 code for a protein of 218 amino acids. Gene Ontology annotation, molecular function: DNA binding; structural constituent of chromatin. Lineage: Eukaryota; Metazoa; Chordata; Mammalia; Carnivora; Felidae.